AUGAAAAGAAACAAACCAGGAAGGGAAUGCCGGUCGAUCUUUAUAAAUCUGAUAAAGACAACUCUGGGCUCUGGGAUACUAAGAUAUCCAUUUCUCUUCAAGACAUAUGGGGUUUGGUACACGAUUCUACUGACAUCUGUUUCUGCACUGGCAUCGCUUCUUGGGCUGUGGCUGUACAUAGACCUGAACGACUUCUAUGGAUUGGACAACUCGAUGUCGACAAUAGCCCGAUACAUCUACCCCCCACUGCAGCCCGUUGUGAAUGUGACUGUGUCUCUCAAGUGCUUCCUAGUAUGCACGGCAUAUCUUGUUCUGCUCAAGAACAAUCUUCCGGGAACGGUAAAAAGCAUUUUCGGACUGCAGAACAGCUAUCCGACCCUGUGUAUGCUUGGAGUGGUGGCGUGUGUGUUUCCGUUUGUACUAAUGCACAGGAUCGAUAGGCUAAAGUACACGUCGUCAUUUGGAUUUGCUGCAGUCAUGAGUCUUGUGCUGUUGUCGGUGUAUAGAUAUGCAAAUGUAGAAGAGGUGCCUACAUACACCGAGGCGAAGAAUAAGAACUACCUGGGAGAGCUGGGAAGCUUUGUGUUCGGGUUCACUUGCCACCAGAACAUCUUUUCCGUGCAGAACGAGAUGAAGGUAAGCGACAAGACAGCGCUGAAGAUAACUGCACUUCUUGUGCUGGUGGUGGCAUCUUUGGUAUACAUAGUUUUUGGGCUCACCAACUACCUUGCUCUUGGAGACAGCAUGGGAGAGAACUUCUUUGAAGGCCUGCCUGAGGGAAUGAAGAACAUGGUUCCUAUGUUUUAUUUCCUUGUUGUGGCAAUGUCGAUUCCGCUACAGACGCACCCGUGCAGAACAUACUUCCUUGACCUGUUUGACACGAGGUAUUCUGUGGAUGGGAAAUACCAGCAUCUGAGAUUUGUGACGAGUCUGUUCAUAAUGCUUCUGUCCUUCAUAAUUGCCAUGAAUGUAUCGAAGAUGCAGAAGCUUUGCGAAGUGAUUGGGGGGACGUUUUCGACGCUCAUGUGCUUUGUGUUUGCAUCCAUGUACUAUUUCAUUGCAUUCUGGAAUAGGGGAUUUGAGAUAAAGAGGCUCAUGGCGCUCUUUGUGCUGCUGUAUGGCGUUGCUGCAUUUGCCUCGCUGUUCCUUGCGCCAUAG
Molecule: messenger RNA, 1158 nt
Organism: Encephalitozoon cuniculi GB-M1
Lineage: Eukaryota; Fungi; Microsporidia; Unikaryonidae
Exons: 1
Coding region: 1-1158 (385 amino acids)
Biological process (GO): amino acid transmembrane transport
Molecular function (GO): amino acid transmembrane transporter activity
Source: RefSeq, marked provisional